GUCACUGUGCGGCGGGAACGCAGCAGCCAGCACAGACAUCGCUUCGACAACGCCAGCCUGUAAAAUAAACCUCAUCAUCAAAUCUGGCGCUUAAUUAUAAAAAUAUCCAAGGAAAUGUAAAAAUGGCCGAUUUCUCGGUACCUCCGAUCGCAUUCGCUUUACAGCAAAUACCGAAGCAAUGUCGCAGAAAUGCUGUUCCGCAGGAGCAAAGAAACCGCGUAAGACGGCGUUACCGUCGUCGAUGAAACAAAAACCAAUUCAUCCUCGUAUACGCUUAAGCUUGUUUCCAAACGUUCCGCCUUACAUUCGUUUCAGUAAUACAAGCUCUCCUUCGUUACCUGGGCGAAUGCGAAGCGUUCUGAAAUGGAAGUAUAGCGACGUGAUGCCGAACAUUGUUCGAAACAUCGUGCGUAAUACCGGUUUCCAUAUUAUGGACGAAAGCUCCACAUGGACCGGCGUUUGGGGUAACCAGAUCAAGUCGACGAUUUAUCGUAAACUACUCGAUCACCAGAAAUACAAUCAUUUCCCAGGCACGGUGGAAAUCGGCCGAAAAGACUACCUGUGUCGUAAUGUUCAACGUAUGAUGAGCAAACACGGCGGUAAACAGUUUCAAAUCAUGCCUCAGUCUUUCAUAUUGCCUCGCGAAAGAGAGCAAUUCUUACGUAGUUACAACGAAGGUGAAAAGAAUCAACUGUGGAUCGUGAAACCUCCGGCUAGUUAUCGCGGAGAUGGUAUUAAAAUCGUGCAUAAGAAAUCACAAGUGCCCAGAUGUACUCCUAUCAUCGUUCAAAAAUACAUCGAGAAUCCCUAUUUGAUCAACAGUAUGAAAUUCGAUCUACGAUUGUACGUGCUCGUUACGUCGAUUAAUCCGCUCAGGAUCUACUUGUACGACGACGGAUUGGUUAGAUUCGCUUCGCAGAAAUACUCGACCGAUUUACGAACAGUUGCUAAUCGUUUCGUUCACCUGACCAAUUACUGUAUCAAUGUUCAAAACGUCAAGUUCAAAGUAGAGUCCGAUGUGAAUGCCCCGAAGGGUCACAAAUGGACGUUACGAACACUUUGGCGAUAUUUACGAGAAGAUCGUAACGUGGACGUCGAUCGAGUUAAAAGCCAACUAAACGAUUUAAUAAUAAAAACGUUGAUCUGCGGCGAAAACGGUAUCUCGAAAUGUAUCGCAGAUCAUUUACCAUCCAGGUACAAUGCCUACGAAGUAUUCGGUUUCGACGUCCUAUUAGACGCAAAUCUGCAACCCUGGUUACUCGAGGUGAACAUUUCUCCAUCGUUACGAUCUUCAACUGCGGUCGACGUAGCAGUAAAGCAGCCUUUGAUGAGCGAUAUCCUCAACAUAGUCGGUUUUCACAUCCCUUCGAAUAAAAACAUGAAAUCCCACCACCUGCACACCGAACUAGGUCAACCACCUGUUUCGCGUCUCUAUCACGACAGCAGGCUGUACUCGGUAUCGUUAUCAUUCAACGAGAAAUACAAACAGUACACCUACGCUAACAAAAUAAAACGCGAAGAAUACCUAGAACCGAUUUUGGAAAGCCUGUCGCCAUCCGAUGUACGUAUGCUGGUCGCCUACGAAGAUGAACAAGCGAGAUGCGGAUCGUUCGACAAAAUAUUCCCCACUCGAGAUACGCACAAGUAUUUGAAAUAUUUCGAAAAAAUUCGAUAUUACGAUCAAUUACUGGAUGCUUGGGAGCAUAAAUACGCUAACAACAGGCAACGAGCGAUAGAUAUACUGAGACCGUUAUGCGAAAAAGGAACGCAUCUUAGAACGUUUAGAAAGUUCCCUAAAAUUAGGCCUAGCUCGAAAAUAAAGCUAUAGUGGUAAGUUCGGCCGGAUUACAAGUUUUAUUCGUUAAUACCUACCUACCUACUACUAUAUGGCGUGUUUCGAUGACUGCGUUUUCAGCAUUUCUUGCAUUUUGUAAAGUGUUCUGGUAAGGGAACGUUCCGGCGGUUCUGAAAUAAUCCAACGUUAUUUUUGAAUGAAA
Molecule: messenger RNA, 1997 nt
Organism: Planococcus citri (citrus mealybug)
Lineage: Eukaryota; Metazoa; Arthropoda; Insecta; Hemiptera; Pseudococcidae
Product: tubulin monoglutamylase TTLL4-like
Exons: 2
Coding region: 179-1828 (549 amino acids)
Biological process (GO): protein polyglutamylation; microtubule cytoskeleton organization
Cellular component (GO): cilium
Molecular function (GO): tubulin binding; tubulin-glutamic acid ligase activity
Source: RefSeq, a predicted model, not a curated record